UCAUUCAUGAAUUCUUGUUUUCUCCAUUUAUGAAUUUUGUUCUUUCUCUUCUGUAUGCCAUUAUGAAAUAUAAUUACAUACAGACACAAACAUAAAAGGGUAGUCACGUGAGUAAUUACCAUUUUUUCAGAAGGGCAUUUACGUCCUUUCACUUCUCAUUACUCUCUCCUCUCUCAUUUUUAUAUCGCGCCAUGUCCCUUCCAUUUUCAUUUUCCUCCUCCUCACUCAAACAAACAAAAAGAAAAACUAUAGUAUAAAUUUGUACGUAAACUUACUAUGUAUUUUUAUUUUAUUUUUACGUUCAUUUAUAAUAUAGUUUCGUUUCAAGUUUGAAUAUAGAGGAAGUUGAGAACAGAGAAGUGAAGGCUCUUUUAUUUUAUUUUAUUUUUUAUUUCUGCAAGAGUGUUAGUGCACUGACCUGUUAGUUUCUGUUUGUUUGUCGUCGUAAAUGGCGACUGGUUGGGUGAAAUCAUGGCAAUGCAAGUCAAGAGCAUUAGACGACGUCGUUAACAAUCACCACCACCAUCAAUAUCACCUCUUACCCAACUCUGCUAGUUGCAAAAAUGGCGUCAAAAGCCUCAAAGAUGUAGUGGAAAAUAACAGAAAUGGAAAACCCAGGAAGAAAAAAUCGGGUCGGCAGCCGGAGCUGACCCGACCCGGUUUGAAAGGAGCUGAACUGAGUUCGAAUAAGGAGAAGUUGGAGAAGUCUAGGGCGAGUACUUCCACGAGACUUGCACGUGCUCGGACGGAUUCGUUCUUCCCGGCGCUGACGGAGUUGCCGGAAGGUCACCCUUCGAGGAAUGUGGUCGGGAUAAUAUUUCAGACGAGUUGGUCGCCGAAGGUAUUUACGGGUCGGGUCGAAAUGGUGUUCAAGGUUCAGAAUUUGCCCCGAACUGCGACCCGGUUCGAAGAGUACAGAGACAUCGUGAAGUCUCGCGGCGGCACCGCGGCGGAGAAGGGUGGGGAAGACCAUGCACGGUGUGUAGCAGAUGGUAACGAGGUUAUGAGGUUUUACUGCCUGGGACCCACCAACGGCGGCGCGUACGAAGCUACAGGCAGCGCGUGGACGUUUUCCACCGGUAAAGGGGCGGCGGUGUGCACGUAUUCCGGCAGCGGUGCGGCUCACGAGAAUGCCGGCGGUGGAAGAGGGAGACGGGCUAUGUUGGUUUGUCGGGUCAUAGCGGGUCGGGUCUGUAAGGAACUCGGGUUCGACUCGUUGAUUGAAGGCCGAGUUGGGUAUGACUCAGUGAGUGGGGAUAAUGGCGAGUUACUAGUAUUUGAUUCACGUGCAGUAUUACCAUGUUUUCUUAUCAUCUACAAAUUGUAAAAAAAAAUGGAUUUUCAUAAAAUUAAGAUGAACUUGGUUUUAAAUUUCUAAUUUCCUAGUAGUAUAUCUUUUUUAUUUAAAUUUUUUGGGCUUUGUAAUUAUGCAAUAUUGGAUAUAAAUACUUCCUUUGA
Messenger RNA from Capsicum annuum, 1458 nucleotides. RefSeq lists its product as uncharacterized. The record is from RefSeq and is a predicted model, not a curated record. Bases 449 to 1327 code for a protein of 292 amino acids. The transcript has a single exon. Lineage: Eukaryota; Viridiplantae; Streptophyta; Magnoliopsida; Solanales; Solanaceae.